UUUGUAGUCACUGCACUCAGCCUUUUAUGUAACAUGCUGCAGAUCUGAUGGGAGGGGGAAAGCUGCGCGUUUAGUUUGUUGUUGGGCGGUGCCUGGGGAAGAACCGAGCCGGCAUUUGAGCUUUUAUUUUGCAAGCCAGCAGAGGGAGUGUAAGGUUGUCAGCUGUGUCUGUAAGUGUAAGAGAGCAUCACUGAAGCUGGGCUUGGGCUUCCUUUCUUCUGUGAUGUUUAUAUGCAUCCUAUUAUACCUGCCUGUAAUAGUUACUUGAGCCAGAGGGAGCGGAAUAUCAGGAAUACUGCAUGACUUGCUAUCUUAUGACAUAAAGGUUGUCAGCCUGCACUGUUUAACCAGGACGUACUGAGCUGUAUAUGAAUAUUUCAACACGUAACAAAUCCCUGGGUGCGACAGGAUCUUUAUCUGUAAAAGCAAACGUAUGUAUCCUUGAAGGUUGUAAAAUUGGAGAAAUUAAGAAGAUUGCAAGCAAACUGUGUGUGUGAUCACACAGGUGAGAUCAAGAUGGUGUUGAAGUUGGAAAUCUUUUUCUGAGUAGUGCCUCACAUAUGUGUGAGUCAUCAUCUUUAUCAAGAAUACAAAUGAAAAUCUGUCUGAAAUACGAAGAAAAUAGAAAAUAGGCAUAGAGCAUGCAGUCAGAUGACUUCUUUGCAUGGAAAUUUAAGGCCUUCAAUGGAAAUAUGGGUCCUCCACCCACCAUCAAUUCCCCUGAUUCUUGUGGAAUGCCAGCAGUGCCCAAAAUGGGUGUAAGAGCAAGAGUUUCUGAAUGGCCACCUAAAAAAGACUGCACAAAGGGUAUUGCUAACAAAGUGGCCUGGAAAAAGACAACAGAAGGCACUUGUGAUAUGGUGUCUGCAAGUGAACAAAAUGAUCCAACUGACUUUAGAGAAGUAUCAUUUGAAUUUGGGGAAACCAAAGAUAUUUUUUGCCAUUCAUUUCACAGGGGACUUAAUACUAUACGACAAAGAAGCAACAGUGAUGUUACCAUCAGUGAUAUUGAUACAGAUGAUGUUCUUGACCAGCAUGCAGUUAAUCCAAAUACGGGAGCUGCUCUGCAUAGGGAAUAUGGCAGCACAUCUUCAUUAGACAGACACAGUUUAACAGGAGAGAACUUUUUUGCAGUGCUUCAGGGGUAUAGGGUUGAAAACAUGGAACAGAAAAAUACAACACCAUUUUCAUUUUCAAAUUUGUUUGAUUGUGAUUCGCCUAUUUCUCCCAGCUUGCAGGCUGCCAAACAGAUAUCACAGGGGCAGAUAGUAAGAAUUUCUCCAUUUGAUUAUAUGGACAAAGCAUUGCUAAGAGGAAGAGAGAGACUACCUAAAAGUCAGUUAAAAGCAGAAACUGUUGAAACAUCUCUGUAUAAGAGACUAAGGGCUGUAAAAAGUGACCAUGAUUCUUUAAAGUUCUCGUUUGACUUUAACGAUGGUAAAAUGGACAAAUGUAUGCAAAUGGGGACCUUUGAAAAGGGUUUCGCACAUUAUGAUGUACAGAGUAUUUUGUUUAACAUUUAUGAAGCCAUUGACUCACAGACUAGUGUUGCUAAGCACAAAAAUAUAACAACUGGGGCAUCUGCAGCAUCCCAGUCUCCAGUAACUAGUGGCAAAGCUGGAAAUUGUCAGUAUCCUCAGGGAAGUAAAGAAGACCCUAACUGUAGCCCAGAAGCAGAUGAAGGAGAUGGCAAAAGUAGUGACAUUGUUCUAAGCUGUCCUUAUUUUAGAAAUGAGAUUGGGGGAGAAGGAGACAGAAGAAUUGCACUAUCAAGGGCAAACUCUUCUGUGCAAACUGGUGAAAGUUGUUCCUUUGAAUCAUCUCUCAGCUCUCAUUGCACUAAUGCUGGUGUGUCUGUAUUAGAGGUUCCAAGAGGAAAUCAACCUAUUCACAGGGAAAAAGUAAAGCGCUAUAUUAUAGAGCAUGUAGACCUUGGAGCAUACUACUACAGAAAGUAUUUCUAUGGAAAAGAGCACCAGAAUUACUUUGGAAUAGAUGAUAACUUAGGACCAGUUGCAGUAAGCAUUCGAAGAGAGAAGGUGGAAGACAUAAGAGAGAAAGAAGGAUCUCAGUUCAACUACCGUAUAGUUUUUCGUACAAGUGAGCUCACCACUUUGCGAGGUUCAGUUUCAGAAGAUGCUGUACCAUCCACAGUCAAACAUGGCACAACACGGGGACUACCUCACAAAGAAAUACUGGAAUAUGUACUACCAGUGCUCAACAUACAAUGUUUGCGGCAAGCCUCAAACUCUACCAAAGUCACAGAACUAUUGCUUAAGUUAGAUGAACAAGGGUUGAGUUUUCAGCACAAGAUUGGCAUCUUAUAUUGCAAAGCAGGCCAGUGUACAGAAGAAGAAAUGUACAAUAAUGAAACAGCUGGGCCUGCUUUUGAAGAAUUUCUUGAUCUGUUAGGCCAGCGGGUUCGACUCAAGGGAUUUAGUAAAUAUAAAGCUCAAUUAGAUAACAACACGGAUUCAACUGGAACACAUUCCCUGUACACCACUUACAAAGAUUAUGAACUGAUGUUUCAUGUGUCAACCAUGCUUCCAUAUAUGCCCAACAACAGGCAGCAGCUACUUAGAAAAAGACACAUUGGCAAUGAUAUAGUAACUAUUAUCUUUCAAGAGCCAGGAUCCCUUCCAUUUACUCCAAAAACAAUCCGAUCUCAUUUUCAACACGUGUUUGUAAUUGUUAGAGUGCAUAACCCAUGUACAGAAAGUGUGUGCUAUAGUGUUGUUGUUUCAAGAUCAAAGGAAGUCCCACCUUUUGGCCCACCUAUACCCAAAGGAGUGACGUUCCCAAAAUCAGCUGUUUUUAGGGAUUUUCUUUUGGCAAAAGUAAUUAAUGCAGAGAAUGCAGCGCACAAGUCAGAAAAAUUUAAAACUAUGGCAACCCGAACCCGUCAAGAAUAUCUAAAGGAUCUUGCCGAAAAUUUCGUUACAACAGCUACUGUAGAUAAUUCUGGGAAGUUUAGUUUUAUCACCCUUGGCGCAAAAAGGAAAGAAAGGGUAAAACCCAAGAGAGAUGCUUAUUUAUACAGCACUGGAGCUAUUUUGUGGCAUGUUAUUGCACGGGACUUUGGCCUUUCUGCAGACACUAAAUGCAUCUUAGGAAUAUCCAAUGAAUUUGUCAUCCUUGUUGAAGAGAAAUCUAGAAAUGUGGUGUUUAACUGCUCCUGCAGGGAUAUUAUUGGCUGGGCAUCUGGACUGAAGACUAUUAAAAUUUUUUAUGAGAGAGGGGAGUGUAUCCUAUUGUCUUUCAUAAAUAACUGCUCUGAAGAUACGAGAGAUGUUGUUCAGAGAUUGGAAAUUGUCACCAAAGGAUGUGAAACAACAGAAAUGACCCUGCAUAGGAAUGGGCUUGGCCAACUGGGAUUUCAUGUAAACUUUGAAGGGAUAGUUGCAGAUGUGGAACCUUUUGGCUUUGCAUGGAAAGCUGGACUAAGGCAAGGAAGUCGUUUAGUUGAGAUCUCCAAAGUCGCUGUGGCUACUUUAACUCAUGAACAAAUGAUUGAACUCCUUCGCACUUCAGUAGCUGUAAAAGUGGUUAUUAUACAACCAUAUGAUGAUGGAUCUCCUAGAAGGGGCUGUUCAGAACUGUCCAGAAUGCCUGUGGUCGAAUACAAACUUGACAAUGAAGAGACUUGUGAAUACAAAACCCCUUUCAAGCGUCAUACCACAUGGCAUCAUGUGCAGAGUCCUGUGUGUCAGCCUGUUUCUUGUGUCUCUCCAGUUUUGGGAACAUCUGAGAAACUUCCUUGCCAGCAGUUCAUCCAACAAUGUCAGGCUGGUAUCUCUCACAGUACAUCCUUUGACAAGAAAAUGACUGAUGGUGCAGGGUGCCCAUCUCCUUUGCUUCUUGAAAAUCAGAUCACAACUCCAGUCAAUUGUGAAGUUUUUAUAGACAGUGAAGAAAGCUUGGAUUUAAUAAAUUGCUCCGAGGCAAAGUGGCAUGCAUCGUCAUCCAAAUUGUGUUCCUACAAGGAAACAGGUCUGGAAAAAGAACUCACCAAGAAUUCACCAAGCAAGCAUCCACAUAUUGCAGAGAAGAGCUGUUCAAGUCAUUCCAGCAGCAAUACUCUUUCAAGUAAUGCAUCUAGUAGCAAUGAUGAAAAGCAUUUUGGUUCUGGGGACUUUAUGGAUCCUGAGUUACUUGGACUUACCUUCAUUAAAGGAGCCUCAACAGAUAGUGGCAUUGACACAGGAUCAUGCAGCAUACCAACACAAGUUACUACACCAGUACAUCAUUCAGUAAGCAGAUCUGCAUUACAUAGCGGUGCAGAACAAAUGGUACAGUGGAACAAUUCUUCAGAAACCAUUGUACAUGGAAGUAUGGGUGAUCUUAGCGAGCUGUCAUCACUUUCCAGUGGGUCACUUCAUUCAGGGAGCCCUUCAGCGCACUGUCCUAAACCUGCAGGAACUCUGAAUACCUCAAAACUAUAUAUUCUGCCUCAUACCACCCCCCAGAAAAUGACUGGAACUAUGGCAGAGACAUUCCAAAACCAUGGAGCUGUAAGGAAAUAUGUAAUUGGACUGAAAAAGACUGAUAACAGUCCCUACCCGGAAGAAUGUAACAUUUCAGACUGUCAUGGUUUAUAUAGUGAAGAAGAUAUGUCUGCAUCUAGUCUGCUGCAGGACACUGCUAUUGAUACAGAAACUGAGAACAAGCAUGGUUUGCAGAAAGAGGAUUUUCUGCAAAUGGUAUUGCCUGAUAGUCCAGUUGGAGAAGAAGAAAAAAGAAAGUUUUCUGUUUUUGGCAGCUUGUCACCAAGAAGAACACUUUUUAGAACACUUUCUGAUGAAAGCGUAUGCAGUUAUCGUAGAGGAUCCUCCCAAGCCAGUUCACAUAGUUCAAUACUGGAUCAAGCCUUGCCUAAUGACAUUUUGUUCAGCACAACGCCAUCAUAUCACUGCACACUUCCACUCCACAACCAACCUGGAAUGACAAAUCUCAAAAAUGAAUGUUGGUUCUCUGAUCAAACUCUUUCAGAUAAAUCAAAGUUUAAUGAUCCAGGACUCAUACCUCUUCCAGAUACAGGAGCAAGGUUAAACUGGUCCCACCUCGUUGAUGCAGCUAGAGCUUUUGAAGAUCAACAAUUGAAUGCUGUGCAGCAAGGACAUGGCUGUGAAGAGUCCAAGGAGUCCUUCCUAUGCUCAGGUUCCUUAAAUGAAAACAAGUUUUCAUUUCCUCCAGGGCAAACAACACCAUCUACACUAACUGGUAAAGUCAAUCAACUUGAAGUGAUUCUCAGACAGCUGCAGACAGACCUUCUUAAAGAAAAGGAAGACAAAGCAAUGCUACAGGCAGAAGUACACCAUUUGCGUCAGUAUAAUAUGAGGCUACAAGAGCAGUCUUUAACAGCAUCAGCACAGCUGAGAAAAUUUACUGAAUGGUUUUUCAAUUCAGUUGAGAAAAGGUCAUAAUACCCUCUGAUCCUGCAGCGUUUUUUAAAAAAAUGGCAAUAUCUUCAAUAGAUUUUUAAUUUAGAAACGUAUUUUUAUAAGUCAAUGUUUUGACAGAAGGAAAUGUGGAAAAUCACAUUUUCCCAAAACAUGAGAAUAUGUCAGCAUAAGAUGAAUGUAAUACCUGACAGUAGUGAUGAGCGAAUUUACCAUAAAAAAAAUUGUAAAAUGCAUUGAAGUCAAUAGACAACAAAUUAAAUAAUGGUCGACAGUGUUUUUUAUGUGCAAAAAAAAUUUUUUAAUGUGUGAAUUUUUUCUUAUGCACGCAACUUUUUUUUUUUUUUCUUACUCCAAUGGCCAUUUUUCUCCAUUUCUGCUGCACAACAAUUUUUUUUACUCAUGCAACUUUUUUUUUACUCAUGCAACUUUUUUUUUUACUCAUGCAACUUUUUUUUUUACUCAUGCAACUUUUUUUUUACUCAUGCAACUUUUUUCUCACUCCAUUAAAGUCAAUGGGUGUUUUUUCUCUGCAAAUUAUUUGGCGCAGCAAAUUUUUGCUGCAGUUUGAUGAAAAAAAUUUGCAGAUGGCAAAUUGCCUGAUUUCGCUGUGAAUCUACGUCUGGUGAAAAAAUUUGCUCAUCACUACCUGACAGCUUUUUGACAGUUAACUAUUUAUUACUUUUCGUGUACUACUUACACUAGUACUAGAAUAUACACUAGUAACCAUCUUGUUUGGCCUUUGAAGAUUGUAUUUAAUGAUUUCCUUAAACAGAACUGAUUUGACAGAACACAUACAGAACAAAACCCAUUUAUCCAAACUUACAUUUAAUGGUGCUCAAUGUUUUUGUAUGCACAGUAGUUAAAUGUCAUUCAUGUUGUCAUAGCAAUAAUAAAUGUAAUUUAUAGAGAUAGUCUAGACUGUUUCAUUGGAGAAGUUGCCAGAACACGUUGAACUGAAUAUUUGUUAAUUUGUAAGAGGAAAUAAAGUUCUGCAUACUGCUCUUUUUUUAAUACAUGCAUUCUGAAGGGAUAUUUUUACUUUCCACCUUUAAUGGAGAAAUAUAUAUAUAUAUAUAUAUAUAUAUACACACACACAAAAACAAAAGUAUUGGCACCUGUGGACUUUUUUCCAAAUAAUCUACUAAUGGUUGAUUGAUUUUUUGCAAUACAUGUUUGAAGUUGACAAAAAUGAGGAUUCCACUAUUCCUUGUUCCCUAUUCAAAUAAUUAAAUUAUCAGUUAUUCUAUACAGAACUGAAUAUAUUCUUUUAGAUCUGAAGAGAUGACUCAAAUAACAAAAUAAUUGGUAACACACCCUUUGGAAAGACUAAGUGCAAUAAACUGCUUCCAGUAGCUAUGCAUGAGCGUGUUUUAAUCUCUUUGAAACUACUCUCUUUUUAUGCCUUUUCCCAACUGCAGUUUUUGGAUCACAGAGAGCACCAUCUAAAUGGUGCCAUGAAUCUUUUCCAACCCAUUUUAGGAUUCCUGUGUGGAAUAAAACAAUGCUUGUUUAGUAAUAUUUUCCAUUAUUUGUGUUGUUCACUCAUGUUAUUUUUAACACAUAACUGGCACAAGUGGUGCGUUAUUUGUAAAAAAAAAAAUCAAGGGUAUCAAUAUUGCUGUCAAUUUACUGUGUGUGUGUGUGUAUAUUAUAUUUCUUCCCUAUUAACAACAACAUUCAUUCUUACUAGCCGGGACCUAAUUACAGUUGUGCAAUUUAAAAAUAAUAAUUUCAAAUUACAUUUAAGUAAUAAUAAGAAUGAAAAAGCAAUGUCAUUUAUAUUUGUAUUUUCCUUCUAUUUAAAAUAAUUUAAUCUAAAAGUUGCAGUUUGAAAAUCAGCAGUAUUAAAGUAUGUAGUUUGCUUAAAUUGUUAGACCACCAACACAACAGCUCUAAACGAAAGCUGCUGACCCAAAAGCCCAGUAUUAGCAAUAUAAAACUACUAAUAUCUUUAAAACAACAUAAAAAUGUAAAUAUCAAAAUUCUCAAAGAAAGCAUUCCAAGGCAAAUGUACAUUUUUCUUCAUAAUUUUUCUUGAAUGCCUUUUAAUAGAAAAUAACUGAAUAACCCUAUAUUGUAUAUAAAGUUGCACAAGAAAUGUAUGUUAUCGGUGCACAUGCUAUGUUAUUUAAUAUUAAAUAGGCAAUUUGGGACAAAAAUGUUUUUGAAUCAACUUUCCUGUUACUUUCACUAAAAAAAAACAGAUAGAUAUAGGUAACAAUUAGUGAUGAGUGUAUCUUGUCUUUUGCUUUGCCAAAAAAAUUUACAACUUCUUUUGUGGCCACUGGUCUAUGGGUGUUUUUUCACUCAUCACUGUUUGCCAUGGUUCUUUCAUUUUUGUUCAAAAUACACAAAAAUACUGGCACAAGAAGACUUAAGCAGGAUGAACCCUGCUAUUUUAUUAGUUGUAAACAUGAUUUGCUACAAUUAAAAUAGCAGGGUUCAUCCUCAGGCCCGGAUUUGUAGCGAGGCCACAAAGGCCUCGGGCGUAGGGCGGCACAUAUUUAGGGGUAUGCCGCCCGCCGCAAACAAAUUUUGACAGUUCGCUCCCAUAUGGAGCAAUGGGGACUGCUCCCCACAGCUCCGUAUUGGAGUAUAAAUGCCUGCGCAUGCGUGCUUGAGGCAGCGCGGGGGGGGAAGAGAUGUUCGGGGAUAUUGUUCCCGCGUUUGCGCAUGUGCGAGGGGGGGUGGCCUCGGGGCGCCUGGAUUUGAAAUCCGGCGCUGUUCAUCCUGCUUAAAUAAGUCCUGUUGUGCCAGUAUUUUUGCAUAUUUUGGAACAUAGUGGAGGGUGCCAAAGCUUCUCUAAACAUUGUGCACCAGGCGGAACAUACAUGAUAAGGUGAGGGUGUGCUGGUGAGUGUGGAUUGGCUUGCAUUUUUGUUGCACCAGAAACCGUUUUAUCCAAACGUAGCAUUAAUAUUAUUUUCUAUAUAUUACACAAUGAUGUUACAUGUAUAGUUUCAAGACAGAGAAUAUAACAACUUAUUUAAAUGAUCAAAAAAUAUUGUUGCAGGUGCUAUAUUUACAAUACAUGUAUAGGCUGGUUAAUUUAUAGAUAGACAGUAUGAAUAAAUGUAAAGUGGACCUUUCUGCAAAUGCACCUUUGAUAGGAUUAUGUAUAAAAUUACUGCAAUAAAUUUUAGCCAAGUUUGCAAUACACUUUGUGUGUAGUAGUGUAUAUUUUGAUCUAAAUAAAGUCCCUUUACUUUA
Messenger RNA from Xenopus tropicalis (tropical clawed frog), 8612 nucleotides. It is a transcript of the gene sipa1l2, whose product is annotated as signal-induced proliferation-associated 1 like 2. NCBI's taxonomy places the organism in Eukaryota, Metazoa, Chordata, Amphibia, Anura, Pipidae. The record is from RefSeq and is a predicted model, not a curated record. Gene Ontology annotation, biological process: regulation of small GTPase mediated signal transduction. Bases 642 to 5423 code for a protein of 1593 amino acids. The transcript is spliced from 20 exons. Gene Ontology annotation, molecular function: GTPase activator activity.